This is a messenger RNA of Priapulus caudatus, 1293 nucleotides long. Its product is annotated as gastrin/cholecystokinin type B receptor-like. Gene Ontology annotation, biological process: G protein-coupled receptor signaling pathway. The record is from RefSeq and is a predicted model, not a curated record. The transcript is spliced from 2 exons. NCBI's taxonomy places the organism in Eukaryota, Metazoa, Priapulida, Priapulimorpha, Priapulimorphida, Priapulidae. Bases 1 to 1293 code for a protein of 430 amino acids. Gene Ontology annotation, molecular function: G protein-coupled receptor activity. Gene Ontology annotation, cellular component: plasma membrane.
AUGUUUGCUGAUCUGAAGGCAUUGCCGAACCACUGUAAUCUUCUCGUCAUAGUCGUCAUCACGUGUCACCCGCGCAUGCGCACCAUCACCAACUUCCUCUUCGCCAACCUGGCGGCGGCCAACAUCAGCGUGUGUUUGUUCAACAUCGUGCCGACGCUCUACCUGGUCGUGUGGAACCAGAGCCUCAUGGUCGGCACCUGGUGUCCGCUGACAAUGUUCGUCAUGGGUCUCUCCUACUGCGCGUCGAGUCUCAUCCUCAUGGCGCUGUCCGGCGAACGCUACAUCGCCAUCGUGCAUUCCAUGAAGUACAAGCAGAUUCUGACGAAGCGUCGCAUCUGGGUGAUCACGAUCACGGCCUGGCUGAUAUCGGGCGCCUACAGCUCGACGUAUCUCUUCAUCUAUCGCGACUUCGAGCGCCUGAACGCCGUCAACUACACGGUGAAGCACUAUUGCGCCAUCGACGCGACGCGGCUCGGCGCCGGCUUUCACGUGCUCGCCUUCGACGUCGCCGAGGUCGUGCUCUGGUUCCUCCUGCCGUCCGUCUUCCUCUCCGUCGUCUGCGGCAAGAUCUGCAUCACGCUGUGGCGCAGUCAGAAGAGCAUCCAGCACAACAGCGACCUCCGGCGGCAGUCGCGCGCGACCGAGGUGCCUCUUGUUAACGGCAAGCUGACGAUAGGCGCCGCUGAGAGCGGCCUCGCCGGCGACACGUCGCCGCGGCGCGCGUCGAUUAACGGCGACGCUCGUCUGCAGGUGUUCGCGCCGUCGCUCGGCGACCACGACGACGAUGACGAUAACGAGCCGUCGCCGACGGCGCGCCGCAGCAGCGACCCGCCGUUUCUCGCCGUGCCGCAGUCGGUGACGCCGCUGCAGCAGCGUCGCUUCUCACUGAGCACGGCGCUGCGCGGCAGCAUGCAGAAUCUCGCCGCGUGGCGACGCGAGAGCGACGUGUCGGCGGCGUUCCUCACGCGCAGCGAGAAGAGCGUGCUCGACGUACGCAAGCGCAUCAUCAAGAUGCUCAUUGCUGUCAUACUGUCGCUGAUCCUGCUCUCGCUGCCCUACCGCGUCUACGGCCUCAUGAUACACUGGUACGCCGUCGCGACGAUGUCGCUCUUCGUGCGCGUCGCCUUUCUGCUGCUCUACAUGAUCAACGUCGUCAUCCCCGGACUGCUGUUCGGAACGAGCGCCAUCUUCCGGAAGGCUCUCGUCGAGCUGCUCACGGGCAAGGCCGGGCCAAGGUCACACCGUCGACGCAAGCAGAUGGUCGUGCCCGUGGUGACGCUCAACGACGCGUGA